CCCGCCCCUCAUCGGAACCGUUACUCGACCUGAAAAAGCCGUCACGGUCACCGGAUUCCUCCGCGCUCCUGAACUCGGUCUUGCACUACUUCCAAAACCCAGAAGUUCUCCCAAACCGGGUCGAGAUGUUCCAUUUCCGGUCCACGGUCGCGCUGAGGGAGUUAUUUCACAGCCAUCUGAAGCGGCCGCUGGCGGUUCGCGCCGCGCGGAGGGGAGCACCUGCGGCCGCCGCGCGGACCGGCGGACGGUCGCCCGGCAGGGGGAGGGCGCUGUCUGCGUGGACAGCCCCGUCGCGCGCGAACGGGCAGCCCGGGACCAGAGGCUUCUGCUCCAAAGAUGAAGCCGCCAAAGACUCCUCAUCUGAGAAGAGAAGGAAGGCAGGCAUCCUGCCCAGCCUGGAGGACCUGCUCUUCUACACCAUUGCAGAGGGCCAGGAGAAGAUCCCCGCUCACAAGUUCACCACAGCUCUCAAGGCUACAGGCCUCCGCACCGGAGACCCCCGGCUGAAGGAGUGCAUGGAGAUGCUGAAGGUGACGAUGAAGACCACGUCAGACGGAACGCUCGACCGGCACCUCUUCAAAAAGUGCGUUCAGAGCAACAUCGUUCUGCUCACUCAGGCCUUCAGGAAGAAGUUUGUCAUCCCGGACUUCCAGCCUUUCUGCGCCCACAUCGACGAACUCUACGAGAACGCCAAGAAAAUGCCCGGCGGUCAGGUGGCGGACUACAUUCCCCAGCUGGCCCGCUUCAGUCCCGAUCUGUGGGCCGUCGCUCUGUGCACCGUGGAUGGACAGAGGCACACGGUGGGCGACACCAAGGUCCCCUUCUGCCUGCAGUCGUGCGUGAAGCCGCUGAAAUACGCCAUCGCCGUGCACGACCACGGCACCGACUACGUCCACCGCUUCAUCGGCAAGGAGCCCAGCGGCCUGAGGUUCAACAAGCUCUUCCUGAACGAGGAAGAUAAACCCCACAACCCCAUGGUGAACGCCGGCGCCAUCGUCUGCACGUCACUCAUCAAGCAAGGAGCCAGCAACGCCGAGAAGUUUGACUAUAUGAUGAACUUCAUGAACAAACUGGCGGGAAACGAGUACGUUGGUUUCAGCAACGCCACAUUCCAGUCGGAGCGCGAGUCUGGAGACAGAAACUUCGCCAUUGGCUACUACCUGAAGGAGAAGAAGUGUUUUCCAGAAGGAACAGACAUGACCUCCAUCCUGGACUUCUACUUUCAGCUUUGCUCCAUAGAGGUGACCUGUGAGAGCGCCAGUGUCAUGGCGGCGACGCUGGCCAACGGCGGGUUCUGUCCAAUCACAGGCGAGCGCAUCCUGAGCCCCGAGGCGGUCCGAAACACUCUGAGUCUGAUGCACUCCUGCGGGAUGUACGAUUUCUCGGGACAGUUCGCUUUCCACGUCGGCCUGCCGGCGAAAUCAGGAGUGGCCGGUGGGAUUCUGCUGGUCGUUCCCAACGUGAUGGGCAUCAUGUGCUGGUCCCCCCCGCUGGAUAAGUUGGGCAACAGCGUGAGAGGCAUCCAGUUCUGCACGGAUCUGGUUUCUCUCUGUAACUUCCACAACUACGAUAAUCUCCGGCACUUUGCAAAGAAACUGGAUCCUCGUAGGGAGGGAGGAGACCAGAGGGUGAAGUCCGUCAUCAACCUGCUGUUUGCCGCGUACACGGGAGACGUGUCGGCUUUGAGGAGGUUCGCGCUGUCCUCCAUGGACAUGGAGCAGAGGGACUACGACUCCCGGACGGCGCUGCACGUGGCCGCAGCCGAAGGACACGCUGAGGUGGUCCGCUUCCUGCUGGAGGCCUGUAAAGUCAACCCGGUUCCCAAGGACAGGUGGGGGAACACGCCGAUGGAUGAGGCUGUGCACUUUGGCCACCACGACGUGGUCACCAUCCUCCGCGACUAUCACAACCAGUACAGCCCGCAGGACAGCGGCGCGAAGAAGGAAAGCGCGGAGAAUAAGCUGGACGGGAUGCUGUGACGUGGCUCCGCCCACCCAAACCUGAAAGUUUGCAGGAAGGUGUGCCGAGGAACCGAUCCCCCCGACCCCGCAGAGAAGGAGCCGUUUCCGUUCUUCAGUGUAGAUUCGGUCUCUGCGUCUGCAGAGCGGUUCCUCCUGUCAUCAACACAUGGCGGUGGAAUGUACCCCCCCCCAUUGCGAUAUUUAAUCAUGUGACGUGCGCACUCCUGUGUUUGUGUCAGUGACGCUCUAAAAGCCGAAGGCGUGGCGUUCGGCUGCAGUUGCUCGUCCGGCUUUUGCUCUCACCUCUUUUCUGACGUCUAGUUCAACGUCUCUAAAGUUUAGCGACAGAAGCUAAACGUUUUAACUUCUGACAAUGUAAUAAAACGAUGAACCGAAGCAUCCGAAAACGAUUUACUUAAAUUAGCAAUAUAGAUCGAGGUUUUAUUUAUCACAUUUCCUCUUUUAUUUUUUUGAAGAUUUAGCUUUUGGAACAUAGAGUCGGAAGUUCUUCGUACGUGACUCCUCCUUUCUGAACACACCCCUUUUUGCUUAUAUCACUAUCAAAAAACGAUGAACAAGUUUCCUGCUUAGUAUUUACUCUACUUCAGACUCCUCCGUCGUCACAUUUGUUAGUCUUUUUUGUCACGACCCGAACGAUUUCUUAGCUUAUGUAUAUUAGGCUAAUAGGUUAAAGGUCACGGGUCGAAAAAUUUCAGUAAAAACGCUACUAAAAUAAAACCACAGAAACCGAAAGGGGGCAAAGUUAAAAUUAGUUUUAAAAAUGCAUUGCUUACAUUUUUUUUAAAUUAUUUAUAAACAAUCCAAAUCUGUAUGUGAAGUUAGCCUAAAUUUUUUUUCUAAACGAAACAAUAUGUUUGUGUUGCUGUUUUUUUAAAUCCAGUUUCUGUUGACCUCAUAUGACCUCUGACGGUUCAGGAAGUUUGUACAUAUCAGAAGCGACACUGCCAGACUGCAACGACCCAGCCAGAGCUCCGCCCACCAGGAAGUGAGCCCAACAGAGGAACCCGACCUGCUGUUGAAGUGCUAGUAUUCAUCAGACGGUUUCCUCUGUGGAGCGCACACAUACACGCGUGUUUGUGUUUGUGUUGAUGUGUUUGUAACCUCAGGAAAGACGCCGCCGGAGCUUCACCGCCAGUUUUGAACCUGUGAUGUGAGGAAUGUGUUGCACUAGAAUCUUCGUGCCGUUCUUUGUUUGUAACCGUCGUUUCUGUCUUCUUCAAACUCAUGAGAGAAGCACAAAAGUUUUCGUUUGUGUGUGCGGGACGCGUGUCGCAGCGGGAGUUUUCUGAAUGUAACGUCACUUCAGUUUCUUCUUUGUGUGUUAUUUAUGCUGCUGCGGCUCAUUCCGACCUGUCGAGAUAUUUAUUCACCUAUAAAAAUGUUUAAUAAACUUAAAGGACAAAUAAUA
Oryzias latipes (Japanese medaka) is the source of this 3390-nucleotide messenger RNA. It is a transcript of the gene glsa, whose product is annotated as glutaminase a. Lineage: Eukaryota; Metazoa; Chordata; Actinopteri; Beloniformes; Adrianichthyidae. Gene Ontology annotation, biological process: L-glutamine catabolic process. The record is from RefSeq and is a predicted model, not a curated record. Gene Ontology annotation, molecular function: glutaminase activity; protein binding.